AAAAAGUGAAUAAAAUAAAUAAUUUAAGUCUUGUUUCCGUCUGAUAAUCAACAUGGACAAGAGCGAAUGUGCGCUGUGCCACAGGAGGCGCGACGUCUUCUCCUGCGCGAGUUGCACGUCUGCUAUGCUGCAGCAGCGUCGCACAAUGCUAGCCGCGCUGCAGGCGGACGUGGCGGUGUUACGUAAAAAGACCGAGUUCGCACUGAGGGUGCGUCACGAGACAAUUCCGCAUUUGAGAAAUUAUUCUUCUUAUGUUUUACCACUUUUGCUGCAGACGAAGAGUGCGUUGGUGGAAGCUGAGCUGCGUCUAGAUAGAUGCAUGAAACAGGUGGAGCAGCUGGCUGAGAAGGUCAUGAAGACGCGCGAACAGCUCUGCUCCGAGCGGAUCGCGGUCGUGGAACGAACCUCCCGGCUAGAGGAACGCACUGUGCACAUGGCGGAGGCGCAGCUAAAGUUGCAGCAGGAGAAUCAACGGGCUGAGAGCUUCCAUGCCCCCAUACUCGAAUGUCUCGACUACCAAGUUCAAUGGGCCGACGAGAAUGCUGCAAAAGUUCGGGGUGAUAGACUUCUUGAGCUGUUUGCAUUAUUUGCCUUGACUCCGGAGGACGAGAGAAACGUGGACGAAGAUGAGGACGAUCCGUUAAGUGGACUGCCUGAUGAGCGAGAGGGUGUUUCGGAGGAGCAGAGGCAACGGAAAGCACGGAUGAAUGUCCCGAUCUUUUUCAGAACGAUCGUGGGACUGCCACUACCGAAGUCUGGCAAAUAUGAGAAUGUUCCACCAGAAGUGGUUGCUGCAGCGCUCGGCAAAGUGAUUCAUCUGCUGCACUGCCUCGUGAAGUAUCUGAAGAUCACAUACCCACAUCCGAUGGAGUUCAACGGAUCGUUUUCGACCAUUGGAAACACACGUGAGGGAGCUGGGUGCCACACGCUCUACCCGGACGGCAGUGUUGGGUUUGAGCGUGGUGUGAGUAUGCUUCACGAGAACAUAGCGUUCUUGUGUGCCUGCCAAGGUGUGUCGAAAGGUGAUGUCCACCCUACAGAUUUGCUUGGGAACUUGCUGCAAGUGUACAAGUCUUCACGUCUCGGAACGCUAUGUGAUAACCAAGACGCGAAGGAACUCGACGUAGACCAAAGGUACAAAAUGAUCUUGAUUCGAUGAAUGUAGUGGGUCUAACUCUGCACUGAUGCUUUCGCACCAGCGCAAACCCAGACGGAGACGCCACGUCGGCGUUGGUGGAAAGCUCGCAGACACUAGGCGGAAGCGUUGAGAUCUUGCCACACUACUCGUGAGGAUGUAGAAGUACACAAGUGCAUUGGAAUAUCAGUUGUAUGAAUAAAAAAAAGGUAAAAACGCAAUCAGCAGCUUAAAUCUAUCGGCGGAAGCUGCACUAGCUGGGCGUGACCAAACCUGGAAUCUCGUGCUGUCUGUGCUGGAUAGCUGGCAACGUGUAGC
Phytophthora nicotianae INRA-310 is the source of this 1453-nucleotide messenger RNA. RefSeq lists its product as hypothetical. The transcript has 2 exons. The coding region runs from base 53 to 1159 and encodes 368 amino acids. Gene Ontology annotation, molecular function: SNARE binding. Gene Ontology annotation, cellular component: endosome; lytic vacuole. Gene Ontology annotation, biological process: SNARE complex assembly. The record is from RefSeq and is a predicted model, not a curated record. NCBI's taxonomy places the organism in Eukaryota, Oomycota, Peronosporomycetes, Peronosporales, Peronosporaceae.